This is a messenger RNA of Brenthis ino (lesser marbled fritillary), 456 nucleotides long. NCBI's taxonomy places the organism in Eukaryota, Metazoa, Arthropoda, Insecta, Lepidoptera, Nymphalidae. The record is from the annotation of a GenBank genome assembly.
AUGGACAUCACGAGUAAACAGGGUACAAAAUAUUCUGAAGAAUAUCAUGAGUGUUAUAGUCAUAAUGUUUUUAUAAAGUAUGUUUUACGUAAUUAUUCGGCAGACAAGAGCGAAGGUAGCAGCCUAGCAGCAUUAAAAAGUAUUCUUCAUCUUUUUGGUAUGCUAAUACAAGUGGUUGUUGAAGGAGGUCCAGAAUUUCUUGGUGAAUUUAAAUCUUACUUUAAUCAUUACGGUAUCAAUGUGGAUGUUAUACCUCCAAGAAUCAGCCAAGCGAAUGGACAAGCGGAGAGAGUUAUAUGUAUGUUAAAAAAUGCUUUGACUAUGAUUAAAAACUAUAAAACCGAAAAUUACAAAACUGCACUAGAAACUCUGCAACUUGCAUUUAAUUUCACUCGUUAUCGUGUACCAGGUGUAAUUCCACUGACUCUUGACACGUCGUCAGCACUGUGUUCCAGC